GUUGUUUCUUGACAUUCUACUUUCCUCUUAGAUUUAUUGUCUCUUGCUGACUUCUACUUUUGGCCACAAUGGCUUGUUCACCUUCUCUGCACAUAACAAUGCUCCCAUGGUUUGCACAGGAACACAUCACACCUUUUCUGCAACUCUCCAAUAGCCUUGCAGAAAGAGGACACAAAAUCUCUUUCUUCAUCCCAAAGCACACACAUGCAUCCUUUCAACACUUCAAUCACCACCCUAAUCUCAUCUCCCUUAUCCCAAUCUGUGUUCCUCAGAAUCAUCAUCAUGGCCUUCCCCAUGUUGCUGAAGAAAUCGCAUCAAAAGUUCAUUCUUCCACUGUCUCACUUUCUAUGACUCCAAUGCUCCUAUGUGAGAAGGACAUUGAAGUCCACCUGCUUGAGUUAAAGCCAAACAUUGUGUUCUUUGAUCAUGCAUAUUGGGUGCCAAAACCACGCUUAACUCAAUGCUUAAAAAUUAAGUCUUUAGUUUAUCACGUAAUAAGCUUUUCAUCAUUGACUUGUGAAUCAUCAUAUUCAUACCCUUUAGGGAUAUCUAAAGGGUACUGCUGCAACAUUGCUGAACAUCAUAACCUGUUGCAUGAACCAAAACUCCUUGCUGGAUCAGGAAAAGUUGACCAUGGUAAAUGCAUUGUUCACACUGAACCUUGUACUAACAGUAUUCUAGCUCAAUCUUAUGCAACAGGACUCAAAGGUUGUACAGUGAUUGAAGGAGCUUAUGCUGAUUGUCAUAGGAGGCAUGUUACUGUACCGAAAGAAGCAACUUGCCUUAUUGAUGAAAAUUGGGCUAAAUGGCUUGGAAAUUAUGAAGCUGGUAGUGUGGUUUAUUGUUCCUUUGGUAGUGAGUGCACAUUAGAACCAUGUCAGUUUCAGGAAGUGGUGUUGGGGCUUGAGCUAUCAGGCAUGCCUUUUGUGGCAGCUCUUAGACCCCCUAAGGGUUUUGAGUGUGUGGAAUCAGCACUUCCAAAAGGGUUUAAAGAGAGAGUUCAAGGAAGAGGGGUUGUGAGUAGUGCAUAUUUUCCUCACAGGUUCAUUUUGGAGCACCCUUCAGUGGGGUGCUUUGUUACCCUUUCUGGACAUUCUGGGUCUUUGUCUGGUGCACUGGUGAACAAGUGUCAGUUGGUUUUGUUGCCAAAUCAUGGUGAAAUGGUGUUCAGUGCAGGGGUGAUAGGAACCACCUUGAAGGUUGGAGUGGAAGUGGAGAAGUUGACCACUAAGAGGGUUUCUUUACUAAAGAGAGUGUUUGCAAAACUCUGAAAUUAUGCAAAAUUGAAGUUAAUCUAUGUUUGGCUUAUCUAAGAAAUAAAAUAGAUAAGACCCUUAUGUUGUGCCGUUGAUCAAUACAAUUAUUUGAUGUUUUGUGCAAUUA
Messenger RNA from Vigna umbellata (rice bean), 1383 nucleotides. NCBI's taxonomy places the organism in Eukaryota, Viridiplantae, Streptophyta, Magnoliopsida, Fabales, Fabaceae. The record is from RefSeq and is a predicted model, not a curated record.